GCCAUCUAUUCAAAACAAAGAGUUGAACUAGUCAAGGACUCUUCCCGCUCUUACUUGUAAAAUUGUUUUUUGUGUUGCAACCGUAGAAAUUAAAGAAAUUAAGAACGAAAAAGCCAUAUUUACAUGUCUGAAAUCCGGAGCUGUGAGGCAAAAUACUUUCCUCAGCCAGCUUGCACGUUAGACUUAACGAGCCAUGGAAGCUCUUCUUCCGUCAGAGAUCGCCCGUCUCGUGUGGGGUUACCUUCAAAAGGAAUGCCCUAAAGCAGCUCAUGUUUUUCUGGAGAGCUGCCCUUCCCUUGCUGAAUUCCGGGACGCAAGACUUAAAGGUCGUCGCGUGUUAAACACUGUCAACGGACACACUCUGUUAGACCUGCUUGCAGACUUGUCAGACACUUUCUGCUACGUAACCGAAACACAAGAUGCUCUCUUGCAAGAUGAAGCCAGGCUUGUGGUGAAGAACAAAUUUAGUCUCUGCAGCAAAGUGGAAUAUUUGAUCAAUUAUGUGAAAGCUGAGAAAGCGAACGAAACUGCUUUGAAUGAUACCAGAGAUGCUGAUGUAGCAAGAGAAAGUGAUUACAGAGAAGAGUCACCAGAUGAAAUGGAGGGAAUAGAUGAAGAUAUUCUUAUUACCUCUCCUGUGAGGGCUCUUAUAGCCAAUUUGGCAAACAAGCUAAAAAAUAGCAAACCUAACAUACCAUUCAAGAAGAGAAUUGUGACUGGAGGCCCCAGCAUGAACCUGGAAGCAACCUCGGACGAUUCAGCAAUGGCGGCACCAAAAGAGAUGGACCCAAUUUUGCAACCUUUUCUGAAAAGCACUCAGUUGCAUGAGAAGAUUGCCGAGAGCAUCAACAAAAUUCUGCAGCCAAAAGCUACCUGUGAUGACAGAAUCAACAAAGAUCUGGAAGAAGCCAUUCACCAAGUUGUGCAGGAGACUGAGAAGGAUCCGACUUUCGAAGACAUCAUUCAGGAAAUUUGCCUAGUUAGUUCACAAGCUGCAUUGUCCGAUGGAGGAAGUGAGGAUAACGCACUCAACCUUCCCUUUUCACCUACUACUUCUUUAAAUUUAGACACAAUUAGUGAAAUUUCCCAGCCAAGUGAACUGCAUACACCUGAUCCUGAAGAAACUGAAAUGCAAAACACGCCAAAUAAAGGAAAGAAAUCAAAACAAAAAGGAGCACCAAGUACACCAAACAAUCCAGCGUCAGAGGUACCUUUGAAAGCAAGACUGAGGAGUGCUUCAAAAAUUGGCCACAGAGAGGAAGAUCUUUCUCAAGACAGCCUGCAACAGCUCAAUGAUGAGGUGGUCAGGAGCAUUGUCGAAACCAUUUGUGAAGAUGUUAACCACUUGUCUGUUCCUGCAAUAGAAGAACCAAGUAUCAUUUGUGAUAACAACGCACCUUGUCAGCUUGUUACGGAAAAAAGCCAAGAUGCAGCUGCAGCACCAGAAAUAUCACAAGAGGUUCCAACAGUUGUAGAAGAGCAACAAACAACUUCAAUUUUCGACCAGUCAGUGGCAUCUGUUAGCAUGGAGCAUCAAGAUAACCAAACCGUCAGAAUUCACAAACCACCAACUCCGGUUUUACCUCCUGUCAUUGUGCAUCCCAACCCAUCCAUGCCAGCAAAUCCAAUUAGCUCAAUCAUUUUGGUUUUGGACCACAAUCAAGCAGCAGCAGAUCCUACCAAAGGUGUUUUUUCUAAGAGGCUUCUACCUAUUGCUCCAAAAAUCGGGUCCCGAGUGGCUCCUAGUCGAUACUCUGCUAAGAGAAUAAAAACAACUAAGCCAGACCGAAACUUGAAAGCAAAACCUCUACAAGUAUCAAAGAAACCACAAUCCUCAAAUUCAAUCAUUGUGUUGGAUGGAGUAGUUCCUGCCGCACCUACCACAGAAUCGUUUACUCUGAACUAUCCAAACGUGUCUGCGACCGUAGACAUCCUAGAGCCUGCUAGUCCUGAAAUAAUUAUGCCAACGCCAGAGCAUAGCAUGCCACUCAUUCCCUUGGCGUCGCCUCAAGUAGUGCCUGUGCCGCAAAUUGCUAUUAUCUCGAUGCCUAGCCUCAGCCCAGCUGUUGUCCCAGGUCCCAACCCCAUUGAAGUUUCAACAGCACCUGCCGCCCCUACUGCAAGGGCUUCUUCUCCAAUAGCAGUCGCCCCGUCAGAGAACAGCGCAGAAAGGCCAAUUGAAGUCCGCAAAACGCAGAGCACUCCGAGGAGAAACAGCAGCUAUGUGCGCGCCCUUGAUUUUUCCACUCCAGAUAAAAGCCAAACAACGCCUAGGAGAGCUUAUACUUCUCCCAAGACCAUCAAGCCCCCAGGUCCAGCAACAGUUAAAAAAUUGAAACUUGCUGCCAGUUUUGUACGCUCUGAACUAUUUUAUGAGUCGCCUGAAAAAGCGAGGGAGAAGCGGCUCAGUCUCAUCUCUGAAGAACCAAGUAAACAACCUGAAAGGCCAUUGCUGCCUGAACCUGUGAUACAGUCGGCUGCGCAAAUGGAAAAGACUCCUGACACUUCUCUGGAGUCUUCAACAACUGCUGAGAGUCCUGUCACUACUGAAAAGGAUAUAUCAGCUGCUAAACCAUCAAAAAAACAAUCAGCUAGUUGGGAUGCUGAUCUGAGAGCUAAAGUUGGACCAGUGCUCAUCAGCCCAGUGAAAAGGUCUCCUGCAAAGAGACAUAGAGUAGGAGGUCAUCCACCAUCAGCGAAAAAGAGGAAGAAAUCAACAUCAACCAACAAAAAGCAGGAAGAGGAAGAGAAAUUAGCCAAUGAAAUAAACCCAGAGAAACCCAAGGAGUCAAGCUCUAAGCAAAAACCAUUAACCAAGAGAAGCAGGACAGUCUUAAAGACACUGAAUGCUCCUUCCACAAAUACAAGAGCUGCUGGAGAAAAAGAGCGUCUUUUGGAGUCUCUUCAGUUGAGUCCGUCAAAGCCACCUGAAAGACUGCCUGAACCCACUUUCAGCCUCAAUGACCCUAGAAUGAGUCUAAAAAUAUGCCCCAUUCAGAGCAUCUUGCCUGGGAAUUUUGUACCUGACGUUGACCGAUCAUAUUGCAUGACUAUCAGUGUUGAGUGUGAUGAUGGAGCAGAAGCUGACAUUUCGCUUACUUGGUCAACUCCAGAUGUGUGGGAUUCUCACACAGGCACAACAGAAAAGUUCAAAGGAGAUAUGCUAGAAGCAGAAGAGCCUUCUAAAGCUGUUUUAGGUGCUGUAGCUGAAGAUGACGACUUAAUGACUUUAUCUCUGGUGGCUUCAUCAAGAGCAAAAGAACCUUGUGCUCCAUUAAGUGGUUUGCCUCCGCCACGAUCCAAAACAAGAAGUUCCAAUGAAAGUUCAAACCCUCAGGACAUGCUGAGGAAAGUGGGUGUAGAUAAAUUGCUCUCUGCAUUGCAUGGAACUAAAAAAAAGUGAUGUAAUGUUCAAUCAAAUGUUCAUCAACAACUAGAUGAUCUAUUGUGCUUUGAUGUGUUCAUUGUUUUAAAAAUACCAAAGUGCUGCUGGCCCUUACAUUGCAGCUAGGAUGUGCCUUAACUUUAAGUCGUUAGAAUUCUUAACUUAUUUUCCAUUGUGAUUGAGUUUGUUUUAAAUACAGAAAAAUAAAUUCUCAUCUCUUUUUUUAAC
Molecule: messenger RNA, 3613 nt
Organism: Cloeon dipterum
Lineage: Eukaryota; Metazoa; Arthropoda; Insecta; Ephemeroptera; Baetidae
Product: microtubule-actin cross-linking factor 1, isoforms 6/7-like
Exons: 15
Coding region: 194-3403 (1069 amino acids)
Source: RefSeq, a predicted model, not a curated record